Messenger RNA from Ilex paraguariensis (yerba mate), 1959 nucleotides. The record is from the annotation of a GenBank genome assembly. NCBI's taxonomy places the organism in Eukaryota, Viridiplantae, Streptophyta, Magnoliopsida, Aquifoliales, Aquifoliaceae.
AUGAGUUCACUUGAACACACACACACCAACCCACGCCGCAUACACGCCCAGGCCAUCAAAACAGCCACCACAGACCGUUCUCUCCUCAACACCCUCAUCACCCUCUACUCCAAAUCAAACCUCCUCUCCGACGCCCUCAAUCUCUUCCGCACAAUCCCAUCUCCCAAUGUUGUCUCAUGGACUGCCCUCAUCUCCGCAUACUCCAACUCCCUACUCUCUCUCCACCAUUUUGUUUCUAUGCUCCGCCACCCAACUCUUCCCAACCAACGUACCUUAGCUUCCCUCCUCAAGACUUGCGCUUCUUUACCCUCUCUCUGCUUUGGCCUCCAACUCCAUUCUUUGUCAAUCAAGCUUUCUCUAUCAGCUCAACCCUUUACUGCCUCAGCUCUAGUGAGUUUCUAUUGUAAAACUCAUUUUCCAUAUGAAGGAUGUAAAGUGCUUGAUGAAAUGUCUGAAAGAGAUGAGGUUUGUUAUUCGACGGUAAUUGGAGGUCUAGCUCAAAAUGCGAAACCCAUUGAGGCGUUGGAGUAUUUUGCGAAUAUGAGGAGGUUUGAUCUGAUGUCGAAUAUGUAUAGUGUGUCCGGCGCGUUUAGUGCAGUGUCGGAGCUUGCGGCUUUGGAACAAUGUAGGAUAAUUCAUGGGCAUGCGGUGGUUGUAGGGUUGGAUUUGAAUGUGAUUGUGGGGAGUGCGUUGAUUGAUGGGUAUGGCAAGUGUGGGCUUGUGGUGGAGGCUAGAAGGGUGUUUGAUGAAUUAAAGCCUUGGUUGAAUUUAAUUGGGUGGAAUUCAAUGAUGGCAGCGUACGCACAACAAGGAGAUAAGGGUGCAGUUAUAGAGCUUUUUGGAUUGAUGGAGGGUGGAGGGCUUGUACCAGAUGCAUAUAGCUUUUUAGCUGUUUUGACUGUGUUUUACAAUGCAGGUUUGGCUGAGGAGGUUGAGAGGUGGCUGACAAGCAUGAAAGUGGAUUAUGGGUUGGAGCCAUGGAUUGAACAUUAUACUUGUUUGGUUGGUGCAUUGGGAAGAGUUGGGAGGUUGGUGGAUGCAGAGAAGAUUGCUUUGGCAAUGCCUUUUGAGCCUGAUGCAGCAGUGUGGCGGGUGUUGUUGUCAACUUGUGCAUACCAUGGUGAGGCAGAUAUGGCCUGGAAGAUGAGUAAGAGAUUGUUGGAACUUGACCAAAAUGAUGACUCAGCUUAUGUGAUUGUUGCGAAUGUGUUUGCGGCUGUGGGUAGGAUGGAUGAGGUCAAGGAAGUGAGGAAGUUGAUGAAAGACAGGAGGGUGAGGAAGGAAGGUGGGCGUAGUUGGAUUGAAGUGCAUGGACAGGUCCACAUCUUUUUGGCAGGUGAUCAGACUCAUGGCAGGACGGAUGAAAUUUAUACCAAGUUAGCUGAGUUAAUGGAGGAGAUUGAGAAACUAGGGUAUGUGCCAGUUUGGGAUGAGAUUUUGCAUGAGGUGAAGGAACGCGAGAAGAGGGAAGCACUUUGGUAUCACAGCGAGAAGUUGGCACUAGCAUAUGGGGUGUUGAGCGGGGCAGCACCGCCAGGGAAGGCUUUGAGGAUAGUGAAGAAUUUGAGGAUUUGUAGGGACUGUCACGAGGCUUUCAAGUAUUUUAGCAGGGUGGUGGAAAGGGAGAUUCUUGUGAGGGAUGUUAACAGAUACCAUAGGUUCUUGGAUGGUAGUUGUACCUGUGGAGAUUAUUGGUAGCAGUUAACAGAUUAUAAGUUUUUAGAUGGUAGUUGUAAUUUGUACUUAUGGAGAUUUUUAUCAUUUAUGCGAAAGAAACCGCAGUAAUGCCUUCAAUGCAGUGAUAAGAAAGCAUCAAGUUUGAUGAUGCACUUGGAGAGGAGUCAGAAGUGACACUUUUGAAACUUGCCCCACGUAAUGGAGGUAUAAUAUAUUCCUCAAGUUGUUAAUUUGUAUAGACUCUUUUUUAUGUGUUACACUACUCAUGAGAGGGAUCUAUUC